Molecule: messenger RNA, 1011 nt
Organism: Symphalangus syndactylus (siamang)
Lineage: Eukaryota; Metazoa; Chordata; Mammalia; Primates; Hylobatidae
Product: exonuclease GOR
Cellular component (GO): nucleus
Molecular function (GO): nucleic acid binding; exonuclease activity
Source: RefSeq, a predicted model, not a curated record
AUGCCCGGCCUCAGCAGGGCCGCCCUGUACAGCCGCCUCCAGGAGUUCCUGCUCACCCAGGACCAGCUCAAGGAGAACGGCUACCCCUUCCCGCACCCCGAGCAGCCCGGAGGCGCCGUCCUCUUCACUGGCCAGGGGAAGGGGCCCGGCGACUCCUCCUGCAGGGUCUGCUGCCGUUGUGGCACCGAGUACCUGGUGUCCUCCUCGGGCCGCUGUGUACGCGACCAGUUGUGUUAUUAUCACUGGGGGCGGGUCCGCUCGAGCCAAGUGGCUGGAGGCCGGGUUAGCCAGUACACCUGCUGUGCAGCGGCUCCUGGCUCCGUGGGCUGCCAGGUGGCAAAGCAGCACGUGCGGGACGGCCGCAAGGACAGCCUCGAUGGCUUCGUGAAGACCUUGGAGAAAGAGUGUUCCACAGACGCUUAUCCAGGGAUCUACGCCUUGGACUGUGAGAUGUGCUACACCACGCACGGCCUGGAGCUGACCCGCGUCACCGUGGUGGACGCCGACAUGCGAGUGGUGUACGACACCUUCGUCAAGCCCGACAACGAGAUCGUGGACUACAACACCAGGUUCUCCGGAGUGACCGAGGCCGACGUCGCCAACACGAGCAUCACGUUGCCCAAAGUCCAAGCCAUCCUGCUGAGCUUUUUCAGCGCCCAAACCAUCCUCAUCGGGCACAGCCUGGAGAGCGAUCUGCUGGCCCUGAAGCUCAUCCACAGCACCGUGGUGGACACGGCCGUGCUCUUCCCGCACUACCUGGGUUUCCCCUACAAGCGCUCCCUCAGGAAUCUCGCGGCCGACUACCUGGGACACAUCAUCCAGGACAGCCAGGACGGGCACAACUCCAGCGAGGACGCAAACGCCUGCCUGCAGCUGGUGAUGUGGAAGGUCCGACAGCGCGCCCAGAUCCAGCGAUGCCAGCGGUCCGCCUCUCCCGCCGCCCUGGCCUGUCCUUAGCCCCAGGCCGCUUCCAAAACCGCCCUCCAUCCCGAGAGCUAACCCUGUCCACCU